AUGCAUCUUUCUCUAUCACUCAGCAUCUCUGUUUCUCUCUCCUUCUCUCUCUCUCUCUCUCUCUCUCUCUCUCUCUAUCUAUCUAUCUAUCUAUCUAUAUAUAUAUAUAUAUAUAUAUGCAAUUUUCACUAUUCACAUCAUUCGGACUAUUGUCCGGUGAAGGACGUUUCUGUAGGCUUUCUUACUUGCUCUCACGAAACUGUCAACUAUAAUUUGAAUGGUAAUAUCCUGUUAAUGGAAGCGCCAUUACGAAGAACGAAUUUCUUUUCAAUGGAGAAAGAUUCAAGUAGACACAUGACGCUUGAAGGGGAACGCACCUGUGCUUACUCGACAGUCCAAAAUUCUCGCGUUGCACUCACUGAACAGAAGGUGAAUAAACUGCGUUUUGUUUCUGAUCUAAAUACAGCCACAUGGACAGUGAAUUGGGCAGGGAUGACCAAAGGACGUUGUCUCUCUAUCUAUCUAUCUCAGUACAUAUUGGUUUGCUUUGUUUUACGGCAUAUCAACCUCAAUGGGUUAUUUAAUGCCGACAAGAUUUUUAUUGGUGCUAAUAUCUAUCUAUCUAUCUAUCUAUCUAUCUAUCUAUCUAUCUAUCUCAGUACAUAUUAG
Acanthosepion pharaonis is the source of this 609-nucleotide messenger RNA. NCBI's taxonomy places the organism in Eukaryota, Metazoa, Mollusca, Cephalopoda, Sepiida, Sepiidae. The record is from the annotation of a GenBank genome assembly.